This is a messenger RNA of Protopolystoma xenopodis, 198 nucleotides long. Lineage: Eukaryota; Metazoa; Platyhelminthes; Monogenea; Polystomatidea; Polystomatidae. The record is from the annotation of a GenBank genome assembly.
UCUCUUAAGCACUUUUUGUCACUUGUAGAGCUUUGGAGGACCAGCGGUUAUCCUACUAACCUUUGCAGCGUCUUCUCACAGAACCCCGAUCACGAUUUGUCUUCUGAAAACGCUCAGCUUUUCAUGAAUCAACAGCAAACUCCUGGCUCAGAUUCUCAGCGCUUUAUCCCCUCUGCUAGUACAAGUUUAACUAGAUAG